This is a messenger RNA of Mytilinidion resinicola, 2491 nucleotides long. Its product is annotated as hsp70-like protein C. The record is from RefSeq and is a predicted model, not a curated record. The transcript has 6 exons. Gene Ontology annotation, molecular function: misfolded protein binding; ATP-dependent protein folding chaperone; ATP hydrolysis activity. Gene Ontology annotation, biological process: cellular response to unfolded protein; protein refolding; endoplasmic reticulum unfolded protein response. Gene Ontology annotation, cellular component: cytoplasm; nucleus; endoplasmic reticulum lumen. The coding region runs from base 241 to 2280 and encodes 679 amino acids. NCBI's taxonomy places the organism in Eukaryota, Fungi, Ascomycota, Dothideomycetes, Mytilinidiales, Mytilinidiaceae.
AGCUGUGGCUACCUUUAAAGCAACAUCUCCCACACCGGUCCUUUCUCCACCCACAUCCUCUUCGACACCCCGAUCCUCUCCACCACACCCCACUUGUCUCUCUACAUUUGCUCGUCCUCCUGUAUAAGAGGUGCACCGAGGCGACACACCCUUAGGGCUUCGUCCUUUCGCUUCUCUUUGCUGUCUCUUCGAGAGAGAUUGCUCCUACUCCCCUUCCCUCAGUCCUCUCACACACAUACAAUGGCGAGGCGGUCAAGAAGCGGCAACUCGUCGCGCUCGGCGUGGUCCGUUGCCUUUUACCUUCUUCUCGUCUUCGUUGGGGGCUUGAUGCUCGCGUCGACCGUACGGGCAGACGAUGAUCAGGAGCCGCUCAAAGAGAACAAUUCGGUCCAGGGACCUGUCAUUGGUAUCGAUCUGGGAACCACCUACUCAUGUGUGGGUGUGAUGAAGAACGGAAAGGUGGAGAUUAUGGUCAACGAUCAAGGUAACCGGAUAACACCGUCUUGGGUCGCUUUCACCGAUGAGGAGCGUCUGGUCGGUGACGCCGCAAAGAAUCAAUACGCUAGCAACCCCCACCGGACCAUCUUCGAUAUUAAACGAUUGAUUGGGCGCAAGUUCUCCGACAAAGAUGUCCAGGCCGAUAUGAAGCACUUCCCCUUCUCCGUUGUUAACAAGGGCGGUCAACCCCGCGUCAAGGUCGAUGUCCACGGCAAGGAGACCACAUUCACCCCCGAGGAGAUCAGCGCUAUGGUUUUGGGCAAGAUGAAGGAGGUCGCUGAGAGCUAUCUCGGCGAGACCGUCACCAACGCCGUUGUUACCGUCCCAGCCUACUUCAACGACGCUCAGCGAGCGGCUACCAAGGACGCUGGUACCAUUGCCGGCCUGAACGUUCUCCGUGUCGUCAACGAACCUACCGCCGCCGCUCUCGCCUACGGUCUGGACAAGACUGACAAGGAAGAGCGCCAAGUCAUCGUCUACGAUCUUGGAGGAGGAACCUUCGAUGUUUCCAUCCUUACCAUUGACAACGGCGUCUUCGAGGUCCAGGCUACCGCUGGUGACACCCAUCUCGGUGGUGAAGAUUUCGAUAACCGUGUCAUCAACUACUUCGCCAAGAAGUACAACAAGGAGAAGAGCGUCGAUAUCACCAAGGACGCCAAGACCAUGGGUAAGCUGAAGCGUGAGGUCGAGAAGGCCAAGCGAACUCUCUCUUCCCAGAAGACGGCCAAGAUUGAAAUCGAGUCCUUCCACGCCGGCGAGGACUUCUCUGAGACCCUUACCCGCGCCAAGUUCGAGGAGCUCAACAAUGAUCUUUUCAAGAAGACGCUCAAGCCCGUCGAACAGGUUCUCAAAGACGCCAAGAUGAAAAAGAGCGACAUUGACGACAUUGUCCUCGUCGGUGGCUCCACCCGUAUCCCCAAGGUCCAGGCCAUGCUCGAGGAAUACUUCGGCAAGAAAGCGCGCAAGGAUGUUAACCCCGAUGAGGCCGUUGCCUAUGGUGCGGCUGUCCAGGGUGGUGUCUUGUCCGGUGAUACCAAGGCUAACCAGGUCGUUCUCAUGGAUGUCAACCCGCUCACUCUUGGUAUUGAGACUACUGGCGGUGUCAUGACCCACCUCAUCAAGCGCGGCACCACCAUCCCGACCAAGAAGAGCCAGAUCUUCUCCACCGCUGCGGACAACCAGCCCGUGGUCUUGAUUCAGGUCUAUGAGGGUGAACGUUCUAUGACCAAGGACAACAACAUGUUGGGCAAAUUCGAACUCACUGGCAUUCCUCCCGCACCCCGUGGUGUUCCUCAAGUCGAAGUGACAUUUGAGCUCGACGCCAACGGUGUCCUCAAGGUCAGCGCCGUCGACAAGGGCACCGGCAAGGGCGACUCCAUCGCCAUCAACAACGACAGGGGCCGUCUAUCAGCCGAGGAAAUCGAGCGCAUGGUUGAGGAAGCCGAGAAGUACGCCGAGGAAGACAAGGCAACCCGCGAGCGCAUCGAGGCAAGGAACGGCCUUGAGAACUACGCCUACAGCCUCAAGAACCAGGUCGCCGACGAGGAAGGCCUCGGUGGCAAGAUUGAUGAGGAUGACAAGGAGACGCUCCUCGAAGCCGUCAAGGAAACCCAAGACUGGCUCGAAGAAAACGCCGCCACGGCCAACGCCGAGGACUUUGACGAGCAGAAGGAGAAGCUCAGCAGCGUCGCUUACCCGAUCACCUCGAAGCUGUAUGGCGGCGGAGCGGGAGGCAUGCCGGAUUACGAUGGCGAUGAGGAUGCGGGGCACGAUGAGCUAUAAAGCGCCUUCGAGCGAAGAAGACAAUUGUGUUUACGUGUGAAUUGAAAUGCAUUGGUUAGAAGAUAUUCAUGAUUUUUAAAGGCGGGGGUGGUGGCCGUGCCCGAUAAGUGAUGGGGUCGGCUUUUGGAGUGGCACGACGGGGAUGGGAGUCAGGUGCGCAGGGUUAUGUAUAAAAUUCAUGAAGAUCGAUUUCUAUUGCUAUAAGGUGGCU